Molecule: messenger RNA, 1317 nt
Organism: Fusarium graminearum PH-1
Lineage: Eukaryota; Fungi; Ascomycota; Sordariomycetes; Hypocreales; Nectriaceae
Exons: 2
Coding region: 108-629 (173 amino acids)
Source: RefSeq, a predicted model, not a curated record
GUCAUGGUUCACCACACCACCAAGAGAUUCGCGAGCUUGGUAGCGUACACGGCCUGCCUAUCAAGUUUGAUUGCCAAGGUAAAUACCAGAAGAGACAUACAAGAUGGAUGCAAUCCACCCACAAUACUGCAACCUGCAGCCUGUACGGUGAUGGACUAGUACAAAUGAUACUGUAUGUUCCUGGUGGUGGGGGAACAGCAUCGUCAACACCAAGCCCGCUCAUUUCCUCGACGGUCUGGACCGUGGCGAAGUGUCGAUCAGAUUCGAGUCACCCAAUAAUCGCUGUUGCAAGGAAACACUACAUAACAGCAGCUAAAGUAAGGUUAUGUUGCUGGAAUCUAUCCUUUUCUCAUCGCCCAUUUCUUGCCUCCCCCAUUCCUUUUCCUCUCUCCCUUUCCUUUCUCUUUGGUUCUCCCUCGGGUUUCGCAUUCAACUCUUUCUUUCUUUCUUACUUACGGUGCAGCUCGACCUCUUCUCCAACCUUGUCUUUCAUUUACUUUCAUCUCACUCACUUGUGGCCUGUUUAUCUUGACUGUACUUCAUUUGUAAUACUCACCGCUUUUGUUUCCAAGAUGGCCUGCAUAUUCUUCCCCACGCCGCGUGGGUUAUCUGCUCCGUUCUCGCGUUGACAUUAUCUUUUGAAUCACCUUCGCUUGCCACAUACCUGCAUGAAUUAUCAAGAAGACUUAGACCGGGCACUCGGCCCGCUGUCCUUUCCUCAUUCACCUCCAAAUUUCGCUCUCUUGACACCAAUCGUUUACGCCUAUGUUACGCUUAACCGCCCAUCCUUUAUCCAAACGGACUCGCCUCAGUUUCAGCAUGCAUCUUUAACACUCGUAUUCUCCUUAAUGUGACGGCCAUCAACAAAACAACCGUUUCGACACAAAACAAGAUGUAAGUGGCUACUGUGGCUAACACUCGCAGAGCUACUUGUUCAAUUUUUCCAUGAAGCAGCCCUAGAUCAACCCCAUGUGAUCGGGCGUCAAGAUCGCGCCAGCAGUUCCUACGCGUAGGACCUCGCCAUGCUUGGCUGCGCUAUCAAGUAAUAUCUUUUUUUUUUAAAGAAGCACACCGUCGGCCAGACUGGUCACUUCCGAACGAGCUCCGCAUAGCAGCAUGACCGACAUGUGCUAAGAAAGGAUGCCGGGGGGAUGAGUGAUUGGACUUGACUGGAUAUGAUGUGACGUGGGAGGCUUAAUAUUGUAUAUUAAAGAAAGUCCUCUUGAUCACUCAUGAAAGCGAAUCUUGUGUGGUCAUCAAGACUCUGAGACAAGCAAUGAGACAGAUCUUUCCAACAUAUGCUUUUGAACGAAGUGU